This is a messenger RNA of Ceutorhynchus assimilis (cabbage seed weevil), 2436 nucleotides long. The record is from the annotation of a GenBank genome assembly. NCBI's taxonomy places the organism in Eukaryota, Metazoa, Arthropoda, Insecta, Coleoptera, Curculionidae.
CAAAUUAGGAAAAGAAGAGGAAAGACUUUGUAGGUUAGCAAGAUGUCUCUUGUUUAUGUUUAUAAACAAAACAAAAAUACUUUUUGAAAAAUACCUAUUAUUAUUGAACAAAAAUAAACUCCAAAUGAUUAGCGGCUAGCCGAAAACCUAAAGUUGCUGGUCGAAUACUAUUUCUGAUAGAUUCGACUACGACUUCUAUUGAAAAUGAUGGGAAAAAAGAAAAGUGGCAGCAGCGGUACAGAAUCCAGUUCAGAGAGUACAUCAGGAACUACUACAACCACUUCAUCUUCAAGUGGAUCUGGAACUGGUUCAAGUUCUUCCAGUGAUUCAGAUUCUUCUAGUUCACAGGAAUCUUCCAAAAAUUCCGAUUCUGAAAAGAAAAUUGCCGCAGUUCAGAAAGCCCCUAGAAAAAGCAUAGACAGUUCAAAACAAUCCUCUACUGCAAAAACUGAUGCAAAACCAACAGCAAAAUCUAAAACUCAACAGUCAAAACCAGGCGCAAGGCCGGCACCUCCAAAAUCCGUUGCCUAUAGCACUGAUGAUGAUUAUGAGAAAGUUCCAAAACCAAUUAAACGCAAAAGCAAUGUCAAACCAAAAGCCAGUGCCACCCUGACACCAAAGCCAACGGCUUCAGCAUCUCAGAAGAUUGCCAACCACAAACAAGCUGGAAAAGUAAAUACAUCAGGUGGCAAAGCGCCACCUAAAACGAAAGAACCACUGAAACCUAGAUUAACACAAAGAAAUGCCUCGAGCGCAAAGAUAGUCGAUUCAAAAAAGAAAAGUAUUUUUUCACCAGAAAAUAGUUCGGAUUCCGACAUGGUGAAUUCAAAAUUUGCAAAAACAUCAUCAAAGUCGAAAUAUAAACCUGAGCCCAGACCUAAGGCCGCAGCUAAACCAGUAGAAAAACCUAGACUUAUUGAGAAGAAGGUAUCAGAGAAACGAGCUCCAGCAAAGAAAGAUUCUAUGGAAACUUCUGGUAGUUCGGACACAUCUUCUACUGGUUCUACCAGUAGUAGUGAAAGUGACUCUAGUGCAGAGGAAUCGGAAAAAGAAAGAAAACCUGUUAAAAAACCUGUCAAAAAACCCACAGUUGUUCAAAAACGAAACAUAGCAGCAUCAGAUUCUGAACCAGAGCCCAAUAAAACGAAACAAGCUCCCAGGAAACUAACUCGUUCAGCCAGCACCCGCAAAUCCAAACACGUCCUUGGGAAAACUGUUUAUUCUGAUACAGAUUCAGACACUGAAAGCACCAAAAGGUCGCUGAGUAGAUCUCCAGUGAAAAGAGCACCAAAAGGAAAGUCAAAAAAUAACAGAAAAAAUGAUGCCAAAACUAAAAUUAAUGAAAUUAUUGAAAUUGAAAGAUGUUGCCCAUUAGAGGGUUGUGAUAGCAUUGGACAUUUAAGUGGAAAAUUUGAAAAACAUUUCACUCUGGAAGGGUGUCCAAUGUAUCAUAAUAUUACAGUUUCGAAGUGCAAAAGUGAAUUGAGUGAACGUAAAAAACGUGAAGAUUCUCGUAAAAAAGCUCUGGAAGCUUUUACAAAAACAAAUAAUAAAUCUCCUCCACCUCCUACUCCAGAACAUAAGCAAUAUUUGUCCAGAGUAAAAGAUGCCAGGAUUAAAUUUAAACAAGAAUUCGCAGAUGUCAAAAAGUCAGACAUCAAGCCACAUUUAGACAAAAGCAAGGAACCAGACCUAAAUAAUUUUGUCUCCGAAUAUGAUUUGAAAUUAUUUAGAGAUGCCCAAGCCAUAGCUAGUGAAAAAAUUGAAGAAGAAUUAAAAAUUUUACCAAGCACAAAAGGAACAAAAUCAAUCGAAAUGGGCAAAUUUCAAAUGGAAGUUUGGUAUCAAAGCCCCUACCCAGAAGACUAUGCAAGAUUGCCAAAAUUGUACAUUUGCGAAUUUUGUUUGAGAUAUAUGAAAUCGAGGACUAUUCUAGGUAGACACAUUAUAAAAUGCGUUUGGCGUCAUCCGCCUGGUGAAGAGGUUUAUAGGAAGGACAAAGUCAGUGUUUGGGAGGUAGAUGGCAAAAAGUAUAAACAAUACUGCCAAAACCUUUGUCUACUCGCAAAAUUUUUUUUGGAUCACAAAACCUUGUACUAUGAUGUGGAGCCUUUUCUGUUUUACAUUAUGACAUUGGUGGACAAUGAAGGAUGCCAUACUGUGGGAUACUUCAGCAAGGAAAACUAUACAACCGACUCCAACCAUUACAUCAAAGAUGCUAUUCUAUCGAGACUUGAUGUUAAUAUCAUUAUGGUAGAUUGGAACCCAUUAUCUGGGGGUCUUUAUACUUUUGCAAGAAGGGAUGUACCAUACGUAGAAAGGCGGGCUGCUGCAUUACUUGAUCACGUCAUAUCUAAAGAGUUUGGGUAUUCUUUAAGACGAGUUACUAUUGUUGGUUACUCUUUAGGAGCUCCCAAACGGUCCAACGACUUCUGA